UGACAUCGCGCACUCUAGUUUUGUACCCGCCUUGUAGUGGAAUUUGUCAAUUAUCGCACCUAUUUGACGCCGGCGGUGCACCACUUCGUAAUUUAGCUAACCUACACCCCCCCCCCUCCUCUGCUGCUUUACUUCGUUACGCACUAUAUCUAUCUAUAUAGUUGCAGAAUUUUCUCAAUUCUCUCUCUCUCUCUCUCUCUCUCAUUUGUCUGGAUGGAAAUGUAAAAUCUUGCUUUUCAUUUAGAUGAGAUCGUCGUGCGGAAGUUGCUGCGGUUGAUGUAAAUUCGGCUGUAGUUGGGGAAAUUCUCUGGAGUAUUUGCUCUUAUUUAUUAGCUGAGAAGAUGUUAGUUCAGAGAGUUUUGAGGAGUUCAAGUAGGCGCAUCUAUGGGGAACCUGAAAAACGACUAGUUCGAAUUUUGGCAUUUGAAAUCUCGAGGAUGAUGUCGAAGGUUGUUAAGAUCUGGCAGUCUGUCACUGUUAGACAAAUUUCUAGACUGAAAGAAGAGAUUGCCAACUCAGUUGGCAUCCACAAGCUUGUUUCAGAAGACGACGACUACCUCAUGGAUCUUGCUCUUGCAGAGAUUAUUAAUAAUUUGAUGGAUUUGGGGAAAUCGGUGGCUAUGCUGGGGAAGAAGUGUGAAGAUUCGACCUACCAUAACCUUGAAACCGUAUUUGAUGAUCCUAGCGCGAUUGAUCCCAAGUGGCAUGGAUGGCAAUAUAGGCUGAAGAAGAUGGACAGGAAGGUCAAGAAGAUGGAGAAGUUUGUAGCUGCAACUGAGAAGCUCCACUCGGAGCUUGAGGAGUUGGCGGAGCUCGAGCAGAGUCUAAAGCGAAUGCAAGCUGGUGCCAACUUGGGCAAGAUGAAGUUGAUUGAGUUGCGACACCAGGUUCUAUGGCAGCGGCAGGAGGUGAAGAGUUUGCAGGAGUUGUCUCCUUGGGUGAGAACGUAUGACUACGUGGUUCGACUUCUUCUCAGAUCUCUUUUCACCAUCAUUGAGAGGAUCAAGUAUGCUUUUGGGAGUGACCAGAUUGGUGAUGAUGCUGAUGGAAGUGAUUGGCUCCGUAGUCGUUGUAAUUCUAUGUCCGGCCUUGAGCAAACAUCUGAGUAUUCGUCAGAGAACGAGCCCGGAGGUUGCAUGAGGAGGACAUCUUCAAAUUUGGCCUCACGAGCUUGCAAGAAUAAAAUGAAGGGUACGAGCUUUUAUGAUCGGUCUCCAUCGUCCAUCCUCUGUGGGAAGCAGCAUCAGAUGAUAGGUAGAGGGCUCGCUUCUGUUGGCUUGACAGGAUGCAUGACAGGUGGGAUGGAGCCUCCUGUUCUAGAGACCUAUUAUACACAUUCCUGUGGCAGCUCGUUCAGGUCGUAUGCAGGGUCCGAGAAAGAUGCUAAUGAGAUACAAGAGGCGUGCACAACGAUCCCCAUCAAAUGUCUAACCAUAAUAUCUAGUGAAAGGUCUUUCUUUCUCUCCAAACGCCGUCUGUUGAAUGCUCCACCAUCAACUCUCGGUUAUACUGCUUUGGCUCUCCACUACGCCCAUGUGAUCGUAUUGUUGGAGAAGCUAGCUUCGUCUCCUCACUUGAUCAGUCUCGAUGCAAGGGAUGAUCUCUAUGAUAUGUUGCCUUCGACUAUCAGAAGCUCUCUGUGGGCAAAGCUGAAGGCAUUUUCCACAACACCGGCUUCAUCUGAGUACGAUGCUGCCUUGGCAGCAGAGUUAAGCUCGGGAAUUGCCGGGAUAUUGGAUUGGCUGUCUCCACUUGCUCGAAAUAUGAUAAGAUGGCAAUCCGAAAGGAAUUUUGAAAGGGAGAGAGUGGUUUGUGGGUCAAACAUACUACUUGUGCAGACACUUCACUUUGCAAACCAAGCAGAGACGGAGGCAGCAAUCACGGAACUCCUGAUGGGGCUAAGUUACCUCUUUCGAUUUGGGAAAGAUAUCAAUUUCCGAGAGCCUUCGAGGAGGAGGGCGUAUUUCUUUCCAAGGUAUAACAUGCACUACGAUAUGAUUGAUCAUAUACAAUAGAAGAUCUAUGCGCCUUGAGAAGUAGCAUUUAGAGCUUCUUCGUUGAACAGUUUGUUCUUGCAUUCUAUUUGUAAUUGUAUAGUUACAUAUACAAUAUAUAUACAUUUGUAAUUGUAUCUGUUUUGUGUAAAAUGCAUAAUUGACAUUCCGUUGAAAA
Messenger RNA from Salvia miltiorrhiza (redroot sage), 2172 nucleotides. RefSeq names its product protein PSK SIMULATOR 1-like. Bases 342 to 2015 code for a protein of 557 amino acids. Gene Ontology annotation, biological process: positive regulation of growth. The transcript has 2 exons. The record is from RefSeq and is a predicted model, not a curated record. NCBI's taxonomy places the organism in Eukaryota, Viridiplantae, Streptophyta, Magnoliopsida, Lamiales, Lamiaceae.